AUGGUUCCGUCACCAACGUGGCCGUUUUCUUGUGAAUUCUUUGAUGGUAAUCUUUUCGAACAACAUUCCGCCGCGAAUCUCAACACCGAUAACCAAGUGUCGUGGAAUACGAUGGGAGUUGUUCAAGAGGAUUUGACCUCAGGCCCUGAAAGUAAACGACAAAGGAUUGAUAGCCCUGAUGCCAAUAUGCCGCAUAACUUUGGACAAUUGUCGUUCGAGAUAGGUAGUCAGCCCAACGUCAAUUCGGCUUCUGACUCUGGUUAUGGCACAAGCAUAGCAACUGCAAAGCACAUGACGCGUCAUAAAAGAGCUUUCUCCUGCACGGAACCGAGCUGCACUCGGAAAAGGGGCUUCGGGACAAUCAAUGAUCUAGAGAGACAUAAGAAAAGCGUUCAUGGAAUAGGGCCAACGCAUGGGAAGCUAAAGGAAUUUAAGUGUUUCGCGAAAGACUGUGCAAGAAAGGAGAAGAUCUGGCCUCGGCAAGAUAAUUUCAUACAACAUCUUGUCCGCAUGCAUAAGGAGGAGGAUACCACUGAACUUUUGGCACGGUCUAAUGCUUGGUUCGAAUCCACGAAGGAGUCAAAGCCGCACAAGUCAGCGGUGCAUAGCUUGCUCUCUUGUUUACCUCAGCAGGAGGUCAUAGACCCAAAGAGCUAUAGGCCUCGUCCGCUUCCAGAGGCGGCCCAAUUAGAUGACCGUCAGUCUUACACCUUCGAGGCAGUCAGCAAGUGUAAUGGGAUGUCUAGCAAUAGCCCCAAGUAUCCACAAGGUAUUCAGUCUGGACAACGAAACCAUCCUAACGAUUCCCCCUUCAACGACAAUGUCAACCCCAUGUCUGUGGAAGUUACAACAGAAGAUUUAUCCCAACCUUUGCUCGAGCAUGAUAAGUCUCAGGAGGAUAUGGACAAUUCUCGGGAUAAUAUUGAGCUUCAUCAAAGUGUUGGCAGGUCUACCGAACCCGACGGUGGACAUAAACCAUCCUCACUAUCCUUUCCUAUAAAGAACCAAGGUGACCUCCCACCGUCUUAUUUUGAUUCGGUCAGAGAGGCCGUAUUAGGCUUGUUCAAAGCUUUGGGAAGAGACGUAACCAACUCUACACCGGCGAAACCACGAAACGGAAAUGGGCCCACCUGCGACGAUGUCGCCGCUUCUGCUUUGCAAUUAGCUAGCCUUCCUGCUUAUGUUGAUCUACUUAAUAACGGGUCGAAGAAAUCCAGGGACAACGCCCUACGCGAGCUGCUCAAGGCCAGUCUAAAGCAUUUGGAGGCAUCUCGACUAAAUGAAGAUGUCCCGUCGCUAGAAAAGACUCCCACGACCAGUAAGAAUGAGGCUUUGCGACCCCGGGGAAAGAAAACUUUUGUAUGUAGAUAUGAAGGAUGUACGCGAGAGACUGCACGGUUGUCUGACCUGAAGAAGCACGAGAAGCGCCAUUCUCGACCCUACGGCUGCACUCAUCCUAGGUGCUUUAAGAGUUUCGGAAGUAAAAACGACUGGAAGCGUCACGAGAACACCCAACAUUUCCAGCUCCGGUGCUGGCGUUGUCCAGUAAAGCAUACCACGAGAAAUAACGUAGCCAGCAGAGAUGAGACCUUGAUGGAAAGGCCAGACCGUGAGGAUUUCCCUCCAGCUAUCCCUUUGCGGCGCACGGAUUGUGCCCGUCUCUUCGACAGAAAAGAUAAAUUCUAUCAACACCUCCGAUCCGAACACCUCCUUGACGACCAGCAGACAAAGCAGACCGCGAGACACAAUGAGAUCGGUCGUAAUGGGCAGUUCCAAUUCUGGUGUGGGUUCUGUUGCAAACUCAUUCAGCUGCGAAAAGAGGGGAUGGAUGCUUGGGACGAAAGAUUUGAUCAUAUUGACAACGAACAUUUUAAGAAGAAGCAAAAUAUUGGCGCUUGGGUUCACCCGGAGGGCCACCUCACCAAGCAGUGUGAAGAAAAGGCGGAUAUGGCAAGUGACACAUUGGAAACAUCUAAUGAAUGUGAGGGGGUUGAGGAGGUGGAUGCAAGCUUCAAAAGAAACGACAGUGUAGAAGAUCUCGCGAAAGAUGUGGGGUCUGUCUCUCGGACCAUGCCUGUCUCUAUUCAGACACCUGCCGCCAAUUCCAAUUGUGGACGUUCCCGGCCGCCAGCUCCGGCAGUUCAAACCAAUCCCUCCCGAGCCACCAAGAGGAAACACGCUGCUACCCUAGAAAGCUCGCUCCCAGAUGGCAAUUGUAUUGUUACCCAUCGACCUUCAUCUUUUAAUUCAGCAUCAAUGAUGUCGUCUUCACAAUUGCAAAUACAACACCAGCAGCAUGCAGCAGUCUUGCAAGGGAAGGGAAGCGACUAUUACAUGCCCGUCAACUCAUUAGUGCCAAACGAUGAUUAUGAUAAUUUGCACGGUCUCAUUCCGAUCGAAAAUAGUUUCCCGCAGAGCGCGAUUAUCACUUGUUGCAAAUGCCCCUCCGGGACAAGUGAGUAUAUCAUUCAAGUCGCAGGAAGGUGUAUCGAAUGCGACCAUGCUCCUUGCUCCGAUUGCAAGUUUGCAGUCUAG
Molecule: messenger RNA, 2535 nt
Organism: Histoplasma capsulatum G186AR
Lineage: Eukaryota; Fungi; Ascomycota; Eurotiomycetes; Onygenales; Ajellomycetaceae
Product: C2H2 zinc finger domain-containing protein
Exons: 5
Coding region: 1-2535 (844 amino acids)
Biological process (GO): regulation of transcription by RNA polymerase II
Cellular component (GO): nucleus
Source: RefSeq, a predicted model, not a curated record